GAUAAUUUGGGAUCAGCGCGACAUCAGCUCCUUAGUCUCACAACCUUAGAAUGUGUGUACAACGUACAGGAGGCUUUGUACUUGUCAGACUGAUUCUUCCUUGGAUAAAAAUUGUUAUCUUGUCUAAAAAGUAGCAAUGUUGAAUCAAACCCAGCAGUCCUUUGGGCCCAUGUAUUGUCAGCAAUACAGGAAGCUUUAGAGGAAAGCAAAAAUUCUUAAUGCAUCUGUUCAUCUGUACAGUGCUGAUACCUGAAGUUAAUUAGGAACAUUUCUUUCCAGGCUAGAUGCAGAAUGGCAGGGCCUCAGAGGGGCAGCCACACUAAAUAUAAUUUGUAAUUAUCAUUCCUGAGUAUAUUAUUACACAGCUGCUGUUGCUGCCUUGACUUGGUAAAAGGUGUCUCCUCUUCAGUCAUGGGGUGGACAAGUUGUCCUGAAAAAGCUGGUUAUCUCUAUCACCUUAGGGUUGUUAUGCACUUGCAGUGUUACAUCGUGGUGGCUGUACUUGGGUAAUUCCCACUUCUGAAUCAACAUUGGUAUGAAUUUGCUUUUUUAUGUUAAUCAACACCAGUGAGUGAUUAGGUACAGGCUGCAGUGAUUUUGCUGCUGUAACAUGCACACAUUAGUCAUCCAGAUGGCCUAGUGCUUUCUGAAAGUACAGCAAGAGACAGUCUGUGCCCUUGAAGCAGCUGCUCUACAGGGGCACCAAGGCUACGAGCUAUUGCCCUGUCAUGCAGACAUGCCUUUAGUCCUGGAUUGUCAUGGUGUCAUGGUUUGUGGGAGCUGAAACGGUAACUCACAGCCUGCUCUGUGCUACGAGUGUGGUGAAGAUCUGCCUCAGGACUCUCCAGAACCUGCCACAGCCUAAUGCACCUUCAGGUAGAGACUCAUGUGGCUACAGAGACCAUUCCAGAAACCCCCUGACAUCUUGGUGAGCUCAUCCUGCUGCAAGCUGGGCUCAGCCUGCAUUCACAGAAGGGGCACAGAGAUGUUAAAAUGGAGCAUCACCUGGGCCAUUGCUAGACUUGCAAGAGACAUCAAAGCCUCCACUGGGAGGGCACUGGGAAGUGGUCAGAAAGCAGCACAAAAAUCUGCUGAGUCACUUUCUAUUUAAAAGAUUUCAAAUCCCUGCAGAUGAGUCUGUCAAAGGAAGUGGCACACUUUACGAACUCACAGAAAAAUAACAUGGUUCCUGGGUUUUGCUUCUGCUGAUUGUUUCUGAGCCACCUCAUCAUUGGAGUUGAGACCAGUAAUAUGAGGGAUCAUCAUUUCUAGCUUUUCAAUAGGGCUGGAGCACUCACCUGGCUGGGGGACAAAAUCACCAAGAAAGAAGAACCAGUUCUCUAAAUCACUACCUCUCACAAUAGUUGCUGUGGUCCAUAACAGGGGAAAUACUAAGAGAGAGAGUAAAAGCUUUGUCCAUAGAAAUUCUCAUCAAUGUGUUGAAAAUGAGAUCUGUUGUUAUGGAUUCCCUAAAGAAGUGUCUGGGUUUCCCAGCCAGCAUCCAAAGCCAGUGUAAAAUCCCAUCCAUUCAGGCCAGCCCUUUUUACAGUGCCUUACUCUGUUUCGAGUCUUGCAUCUUUACUGCAUUCUUAGCAUUGCUCUCCUUAGAGAGGGAAUGGUAGCUUUUGCUCCAUAACUCUUAUGAAAGCAUGAAUACACUUUGAGCAAACAAAACCAAAAAUCAGCAUAAAGCAGCGUCUUGUUUGGGAAGCCAUCAAUGCUUGAAGUUAUUUACAAGAUAGAAGAGUGAUGGAAAUUGAGCCAAACGUAUCGUCUUUUGAAUUUCCAGGAGAGAAAAUGUUACAGAAUGAAAACUCAGAAAAGAAUGUAGAAAACCAAGAGGAUGCAAGAGGAGCACUCCAGUUCACUACCUUAAAGCAGGGGAAGAGCCCCUACAAGCGCAGCUGUGACGAAGGGGAAUCCCACCCCCAAACAAAGAAAAAAAAAAUUGACCUCAUCUUCAAAGAUGUCUUGGAGGCUUCUUUGGAGUCUGCCAAGUUUGAAGACAACCAGUUAACAACAAGUACACCACUUCCCCUCAGAAGAGCAUCUAAAUACCAGGCUGAAGACAUCUUUGAGCAGUGUGGCAGUGCCAUGCAGCACGGCUCCCUGAGCCUCAGCAGAAGCCAGAGGGAGAGCGAAUGGAGGGUCCCUCACAGUUCCUCUUUUAUCUCAGCCAAGGAGAUGAGCAUCCUUGAAGACGAGGAAGAAGAGCCCCUGUCACUUAAAGCAGACAGCCCCACUGAGCUGUCACUGGCCUCUGCACAAGGCAAUUCCCAUGAAAUCCCCACCACGUCCUUCUGCCCCAACUGCAUCCGGCUGAAGAAGAAAAUCCGGGAGCUGCAGGCUGAGUUAGACAUGCUGAGAUCUGGGAAGUUACCCGAGGCACCCGUGUUACCGCCCCAGGUACCCGAGCUCCAAGAGUUCUCAGACCCCACAGCUUCAGAAAGUAUCAUCUCAGUUCCCACCAUCAUGGAGGAUGAUGACCAAGAGGUGGAUUCUGCUGAUGAAUCAGUUUCCAAUGAUAUGAUUGCUGCUACAGAUGAGCCUUCUAAGAUGUCUUCUGCAACAGGACGGAGGAUACGGCGGUUCAAGCAAGAGUGGCUUAAAAAGUUUUGGUUUCUGCGGUACUCCCCGACACUGAACGAGAUGUGGUGCCAUGUCUGUAGGCAGUACACAGUGCAAUCUUCUCGGACUUCAGCCUUCAUCAUUGGCUCUAAGCAGUUCAAGAUACACACGAUAAAGCUUCACAGCCAGAGCAACCUCCACAAGAAGUGCCUGCAGCUUUACAAGCUCAGGAUGCACCCAGAGAAGACAGAAGAGAUGUGCCGAAAUAUGACCCUGCUCUUCAACACAGCCUACCACCUGGCCCUGGAGGGCAGGCCCUACUACGACUUUCGGCCUCUGGCAGAACUACUGAGAAAGUGCGAACUCAAGGUGGUGGAUCAGUACAUGAAUGAGGGAGACUGCCAGAUCUUAAUUCACCAUAUCGCCCGCGCUCUCCGAGAGGACCUGGUUGAGCGCAUCCGGCAGUCUCCCUUCCUCAGCAUCAUUCUGGAUGGGCAGAGUGACGACUUGCUUGCAGAUACAGUUGCAGUCUAUGUGCAGUACACCAGCAGCGAUGGGCCUCCAGCAACUGAAUUCCUGUCUCUUCAGGAGCUCGGCUUUUCUACAACAGACAGUUACCUUCAAGCAUUAGAUCGUGCUUUUUCCAGCCUGGGAAUACGAUUGCAGGAUGAGAAGCCAACUAUCGGCUUGGGAGUUGAUGGUGCUAACAUUACCGCCAGCCUGAGAGCCAACUUGUUCAUGACAAUCAGAAAGACCUUGCCCUGGCUUCUCUGUCUUCCCUUUAUGGUGCAUAGGCCCCACUUGGAAAUUUUGGAUGCCAUUAGUGGGAAGGAACUACCAUGUCUGGAGGAGCUAGAAAACAAUUUGAAGCAACUGCUCAGUUUCUAUCGUUAUUCUCCCCGACUCAUGUGCGAGUUAAGGGUCACUGCUGCCACUCUGUGUGAGGAGACUGAGUUCCUGGGGGACAUUCGAGCAGUGAAGUGGAUCAUUGGGGAGCAGAACGUGCUCAACGCUCUCAUCAAGGAUUACCUUGAGGUUGUGGCCCAUCUCAAAGAUGUCAGUGGCCAAACCCAAAGGGCAGAUGCUUCUGCCAUUGCCUUGGCCCUCCUGCAGUUCCUGAUGGACUACCAGUCGAUUAAACUCAUCUACUUCCUGCUGGAUGUGAUCGCUGUGCUUUCACGCCUUGCCUACGUCUUCCAAGGGGAGUACCUUCUUGUGUCACAGGUGGAUGAUAAAAUAGAGGAGGCCAUCCAGGAGAUCAGCCGGCUAGCCGACUCCCCUGGGGAGUACUUGCAGGAGUUUGAGGAAAACUUCCGUGAAAGCUUUAAUGGCAUUGCUGUGAAAAAUCUACGGGUGGCUGAAGCCAAAUUCCAGUCGAUCAGAGAAAAGAUCUGCCAGAAGACCCAGGUGAUCCUAGCCCAAAGGUUUGAUUCCCGCAGCCGGACAUUUGUGAAGGCCUGUCAGGUAUUUGACCUUGCAGCUUGGCCCAGAAGCACUGAUGAGCUCAUGAGCUAUGGGAAGGAGGAUAUGGUACAAAUAUUUGAACACCUGGAGACAGUCCCAUCAUUUUCCAGAGAAGUUUGCCGAGAAGGGAUGGACACUCGAGGGAGUCUGCUGAUGGAGUGGCGGGAACUCAAGGUGGAUUAUUAUACCAAAAAUGGUUUUAAAGAUUUGCUCAGUCACAUUUGUAAAUACAAACAGAGAUUUCCCCUCCUAAAUAAAAUAGUUCAGAUCCUCAAAGUCCUUCCCACCUCUUCGGCCUGCUGUGAGAAGGGGCGCACCGCCCUGCAGAGAGUGCGCAAGAACAACCGCUCCCGGCUGACGCUGGAGCAGCUCAGUGACCUGUUGACGAUUGCUGUUAACGGGCCGCCCAUUGCCAACUUCGAUUGCAAAAGGGCUCUCGAUAGCUGGUUCGAGGAGAAGUCAGGCAACAGUUACGCGCUCUCGGCUGAGAUGCUGAGCAGGAUGUCAUCUCUUGACCAGAAGCCGAUGUUGCAGAGCAUGGACCACGGCUCUGAGUUUUACCCUGAUAUUUAGGAAGGAAUGCCUCAGAUCAGAUAAUUUUUUUAAAUCUAUACUCUAAACUUUGAUAUAUUAUAUAAAAUAUAUAUAUUAUCUAUAUUAAGGAAAAACCCACACUGAAAAUUUAAGACGAUGUGCGUCUGAUAGAAGCUAAGCAGAAUUUUAAAGAUUGAGACAAUGUUUAGACAUUUACUGGUGUCUCCAACCAUGGCAGCUGCAAUGUAGGUGGCAACAUUUCAUUCUUUAGAAGCAUGUGCUGGGGCCAUACUCUACAUGUUCAAACCUAACAACCUAUAAGCUAGACAACGGGUCUUUGUCAGCCUCAUCCUCCCAGCAGUUUCCUUUGUAUGUGUGUUGCCAGUUUGCUGGGUUGUUUUUUGUUUUGUUUUGUUUCGUUUUGGGGUUGUUUGUUUGUUUGUUUGUUUGUUUGUUUUCCCCUCGGUUUCAAUCUCUGCCUCUCUUUCCAUUGUUCAGCCCAGUUAUUGAGCCAUUUGAGCCUUUUGUUGGCAACCAUCAGAUUUCUAAUUUCUGACAGAGCAACCCGUGUGUUUUGUUGCCCCCAGUUCUCUUCAGCUGAGUGGAAGCUUUUUUCACUCAAAAAAUUACCGACAGGAGAGGAGGGCUGAGGGCAUUAUUUUGGGUUUUCAUUCUGAUUUAGAAACAAAUGCCUCCACUAAACUGUGAUGCCCCUUUCUCAGUUCUCCCUACCUUUGGGCUGUAGAGUAAUACUUGGCUUUCAGCUCCUUUUAUGAUAACCGUAGUACCAGUCUAUCAUACAUAUGUUAUAACAUGAUGUCAUGUGCAGACUAUAAAAUAGCAAAAUAGAGAAGGCAGGGGGAAAUUUUUGCAUUUAUAUUUUUAUAUUGUAUGAGAUAAAUAUAUAUAUAUAUAUACAACUAUUCAUUCAAAACCAGGGCUGCUGUGAAAGCUAGACAGCCAAUGAGUCGAGAGCCAUCUCUGGGCGGAGAUUCAAAGGCUGAAAAAUUAUAUUCUAAUUUACAUUAUUUAUACCAUGUCUCUAUAAUCCUAGAUUGUUGUGGGGUUUUUGUUUUGUUUUGUUUUGUUUUGUUUGGAAUGACUGAAAGAAAAACCUGCUGCAGUUUGGUGGCAGUAGCUAUCAAUGCAAGAUUAUCUUGGAUUAUAAUCAUGUGUGAUGUCCUACAAAGGUUCACUUACUCUCUUGUGACCAAGGUAACAUGUUCCACAGCACAGCAGACUGAUGACAGCAGGAGGAAGGAAUGCUCUGCUUCUUCCUGCAAAAUAUUUCUUCCUUUCUUGAAGGAAUGCAGAGUCCAGCUGAAAUGUGAAUUGGGGGACUUGCACCUACCAUCACAAAGAGAUUGUUCUGUGGGCUUGGGGCUCUUCUUUGUUUUAUUUUUUUGAAGUAAACAAGCUCCAUCCACAUAUAUCACUUCAGGUUAGAAAAGAGAAAAAAAACCACAAAAACACAAAAAAACCCCAACCUACCAAAAAAAACCCACACAAACAAAAAAGGUGCAAAAACUCCACAGAUGCUAGUGCCUUGCCCUGCUGAUGUGGCAUGGACAGCACCAACCUGACCAGACCAUUGUGGGAGUGAGACGUGUUGUCCAAAAGGUGUCCAAGCCAACAUGUUCUCAUUUCCCAGAGGGAUGAGCUUUGUGCCAAGCUGUGUUGUUUGGAAACAUGAUGGUGGUAUCAGCAACACUGAACCUUUCCUUUCUCCUGUUACCCCCCUGCCCUUGGUCUUGGUGCUAAGAUAUCUCUAGAACCGUUGCUGCUAGUUAAUAGCUUUUCAUUUAUAUAAAUAUAUAUAUAUAUAUAUAUAAUAUUAUUUUAUUUUUUAAACUUUUUUGUUUGUUUUCAAUGGAGAUGUAGCAUGUUUGGAACUGAUCUUUCUCUGAGUCACUUUCACUGCCAGGGUUCACGCACUGUCUUCCCCAGGAAAACACACACUUCUACCUAGGUCUCACUCACCUCCUGCUAACCCCUUUGCCUUCAGCAGAACUUCACAGCCAGCACUGGCAGAGGUGUGCAGCCAAGCCACUAUGGACUGGUUCAACUUUCAGACCACACAGGAACAGCCAGGCUGGUGUUGGUCAGGGUUUUGGAAGUGUUUGCCUCUGUCCCUGUCGGACUGUGGGGGGACUGAGCCCACCCAAAACAUGAGUGGUAGCCUGUCCUUGUGUCCUGACACUGGCCCUUCACUGUAAAACAGGGCCUUUCAGUCAGAUGGUCCAAGUGGAGCAGAGUGGACCCUGUGAAUGUAGCAGUGAGGGCUGGUCAGCACCCUCUGUAGCACUUACCCCUUGCCUUACCUCUGACAGCACGUGCAGCCUGAGGCUGGCUCGGGCAGGAGAGGGCAGCUGCACCAGAGCCACCCAGCUGCUGCCAAACUGCCGCCAGGGGUGCAGGCACUGGGUGCUCUUCCUUGUGGUCCUCAUGGAAAUGGCACAAGCUAGGUCAGGGCAUCGCACAGUUGCAACACAGGGGCAUUGGUAUGACACACCUAGGAAGCAUGAAAAAUGGCUUUGUUUUCAUGUUUUCCUGUAUUUUCUUAUAAAUUUUAUGAUCAAGUUGAUCCAUUCAUCCAGAGCAGUGAAAAUUAAACUGGAAACCCCCUGCUAGCUGUACAGCCUUGGGUGGUUGUUUGCCUGACCAUGAAGUAGGGAUCUCUCCACACAAGGGGCUCGUAGCUCUCCGGGCAUGGUUUGAAUUGGCUCUGCUCAGGGUGCUGCCACAAAGCUCUGGAGCUGCUGCCUACUAAGGAGGUGGCAGGCUUCCUUCCUUUUUAAACUUGAGAUGUAAAAACUGCUGCUCCUUUAGUUUCUGACUGGAGAUGGGCAAGGUGAACAUAAGUCACAGAAUCCAUAGAACUCCAUAGCUCUUUGUGGGUAGAGAGGAAAAAUCACCUGCCUUUCUGUUUGCAGCAGCAAAAGCUCCUUGGCAUAGAGGCCCAUCAAAGUGCCUGGCCCACAUGGAGGGAAGGAACAUUUGGGGACAGUCUCCAAUCUCCAGACACCUUUGAAGAGAGGAAUGCUCCCCCAGCACUUGUGUUGAGCAGCCCAAGAGGACUGUUUACAACCCUCGAUCCAAGCCUCCUAACUUUUGCUACUGGGGAGGAAAUGGCAAAGUGAAAGUUGCCAGUGGCCUGUUCAGAAAUUAUUCUUCCAAUUUGUCACUCCUUCCCUUUGGUUCACUUGCAAAUCCUGCUUUCAUCAGUGACACCUUUCACUGGCAGCUUUUAUUUUUUUAUUUCUAAUGGUGCAGUGAAAUGUGUAGCAUGUGGUGAUAUUCUCUGGCAUCCAGCAGACACAGGCAGAGCACUUGUUCCUUUAGCAAAUAACUGCUUGCAAACAGUGAUUUCCUGCCACUGGAUGUUGUGAUUACCCGCGAUAGGAAAGGUCAGAGACCCUUUACCUUGGUAAUGAGGAUAGACAAGAGCUUGGUAGAGCAGUUGGCCCAACCCAGCCCAGCCCAGCCAGGCCAGGCCUGCCCAGCCCAGCCCAGCUCAGCCCAGCCCAGCCCAUCCCAUCCCAGCUCCUCCAACACAAUUCCCUGUUACCCACACAUCAGAAAAUAAACCUGGCCUUUGUCCUAGGGUAAUGCAGGUGCUUUGCAAGCUUUUUCUCCAGGUUAACCUGCCUAUCUCAGAUCUGUAGCUCUUACUUUCAUGGAUAGUCUGUGGAUGGAAACAUGACUACCAGCAUAGACAAGAUAGGGAGGAGGGAGGAAUAUCAAUGCAGAGCACCCCUGGCUUCCUAGGGCUCCCAAGCCUUUCCCAGGUGCAACUCUGUACCUGUAUUUCUGGGCCCAGCCUGGUGGCAGUGAGGCCAGGAGGCAGCAGCAGGCAUGGGGAGGGUUUACCAGGGUGCUGAGGGAGGCCUCCGUGGCUCCAAGUUUGCCAUGCCUCGAGUUUAAUCAAUGCCUUUCCUGCUGUGCUGAGAGAGCAAGAGGAGCUGUUUUGGAUGUGUUGCUCACAGUGUCUUGAACUGGUUAGGCUGCAAAGACAGAGGAUUCAGUUUUUCUUGAAUGAGCUCUUUUUUGUCUCCUUUCCCUGCAUCUUAGCUAUGGCAUCUGACUGUGAAUAAUGCACACUUCUCCAAACCCUCGGGUAUGUAUUUCUAGCCCGUGGGAUUUUUGGUUGCCAAUUUCCCUUCCCCACUUCUUGCUCAGGCUCCUUGCCUCUUUUACCCUGCUGUGAAGCAGAAAUCUGUGAAGCACAUUUAGACAUGUCCUUCUGCAGGGCUCACCUUGUGUCCACAGGGAUCCAGGCCCUCCAGCCACGAGACCGACCUCAGCAGGGAUAAUCCUCACAGGAAACCAAAGCUCUUCCCAUGCCAGCAAAAGCACACGGAAGUUACAGGGGCUGUGAGGGGCACAGUGGGCAGGGUCCUCAUGUGGUGUUUGCCUUGGGUCUUGAGCCAACUGCACCCAUGUCCCCUGUACUGGUGAUGCUCUUGCUGGUAUGAUUGUUCAGACAUGAUUCAGGCUCAGUCCAUCUCUUACUCACAGCACAAACUCAACCAGAUGGCCUGCAGGGUCUUUGGAGUUCCCCUCCUUUCUUAUGUCAUGAGGAUUGCUGUUUGUUUGACCAUUGCCUAGACAGCUGGCUUGCAAAUAAGCAGCAACAGCCUCUGCUUUUGCAGAUUCCCCUUUCACCCCUGUUAAAAGAGGUCUUAAAAGCAGAGAAAUGGUACGUUAAUCCCCCAGCCAUUGUAUCCAAUGCAGUAAUGCCUAUGCAAUUCCUGUCUCCCUUGGAGACACGUAUGAUGUGUGUGCAUGUAAGCUAGCGUAUGUAUACAGUACAUAUGCAUAUGGUCUAUAUAUUGUAUAUACGCACAUCCCAGUACAUAUACACACAGUACAAAAGAUUAAAAUCACAUGCUUAUAUAUCUAUAAAUGAAAUCCUAUAUAUUUAUAUAUUUCUAUGUUUUCAAUAGAUAUAAAAAUAUAAUAUAGAGAUAGACUCAACCACCCUUGUGUAAGGCUGGCCCUGUGUUCUAGCACAAGGCACGUAACACUGAAGACUUUGGACUAUGGGAUGGUUUUAGCCAUACACUGAGGCCUACAUUUACAUGUAUAGCACUCUAUCGAGAGGGGCUUGGCUGUGUUUAGGCCAAGGGGUUUCCUUGCUGGCAUGUUAACCAAGUGAUAAAUAAGGUUUGUUUAAUAAUGGAAUGUCUUGGUAGGGGAAAAUGCUUGAGUGUCCUCCCAAGAAAGCCUCUUGCUGGGAGCCUGUGUGUUCACACUUAGACACAUAUCCACCCUCACAUGCACUUUUGUCUCUCUGCAUGGACACGGUUGGCAACUGCGGGCACUGGUGCUGAGGAAACGUGGCUUUUUGCAGUUCCUCCUGGCAUUCUUCAGCAGUUGCCAGCACUCUGCCAGGGAGACCCUGCACUGGCCAGCACUCAUGUGGCCCCAGCGAGAGUGUGGGUGCACUUGCAGGCGACGGUCAGCAACACAGCCGUGGCACUGGGAUAAAGGCAGCAGGAGAGCCAAGGUGGUUUUGAGCAGAGGAAAGGUUACGGCCACACAGGUGGUGCUGGCAGGGAUAGUGUAUGGAGCUGGAACAGUGCAAACGAGAAGGAAUCGUGAAGUCGGAGCAAUAGGGAUAAGAGUGCCUGAUCCCAGUUGGGAAGGCACACCCAGCUCUGUUGGGUCAGGCUGGCUGCUGUUCUGCUGCUGGAGCCACUCUGCUCCCUCAGGUCUCCCAGCCGCUCCUCAGCCUGUGAGCAGCCUGCCUGGCCAGGGGCCCAGGGAGGCUUUCUGGAGGAAGGGGAAUGAUGUGAUUGUAUGGAAGACAUGGUCAGUGUCACACGUGUGCCUUUUGGCCCCAGGACACAGCGUUUGGACCUUGCCAGGCUGAAGCACCAAAGGGUGCAGCCCUCUUACCCUGCCCCUGCAAAGAGACACCUGCUUUCCCAUGACCAGCAUUUCUGUGCUGGGGUGGGGGUGGAUCAGCCCUCCCUGAGUAUCUGCUGAUGCCUAUGGGAUGGGCAGCUCUCUCAUCCCUCCAUCCCUCCCUUCACUCAGCCACACGUAGGACUCUGGCCCUGCUGCAUCCUGAAGCCUUUGGCUGACACCUGAGAGGAUCUGAGAGGUGCCUCUGGCCGGUCCAACAGCAGGUGGUCAGUCAGCGAGCUGCUUCCCCACAAGGGUUGGAGGGAAAGCAUGGAGUUUGCCUUUGCAGCUCCACACCAGGCCUGGCAGCCACUGCACUCCUUGCCGUUUGUUUUAUUUGUUGACUUUGGUUGGGAGGAGGGUGAGUUGUAAUUCCGACAUCCGAAUGGAUCAUUACACUGGUUUUGCAUGAGCAGAUGCUGUGCAAGCUGUCCCCAGGCCCUGUCACACACCUCAGUGCCCUCUCCCAGGCCUCUCUCCUCCACACAACUGGUAAUCCACCUCAGCCGCCCCUGCGCGGCGGCGGCUCCCUGCUCUGCCGCAGCCCCUCAGCGGCGGGGAGCUCUCAGCACCUGUUCCUCACAAACCUCAGAGACAGUUUUCUCGCUCCAGCCCCCUCCUUCCGAAGCCACUGACACCCGCGCCAGCCCAGCCCGCGGCCUCGCCUCCCAGCCGCCCUGCUGGUGGUGCUGCCGCCCGGCGAGGGGCUCCCAUGCACUGCACCUCAUGUCGAAUAAGCUCGCUGGGCUACGCGGGGAACCACGUCUCAUAUGCUGUAAUGUCCCAAAUGCUACGGGAGGGCUACGGAGUUUUCUGCCAGUCAUGGCAUCCUCAUAGACUCACCCGACAGUUAGCAAAAAUGCAUUUCUACUUCCAGAAAAUGAGGUUUUGUCUCAAACCUCUCCGUAUCCACAUCCAAGCACAGCCCUGCUGAACUGUUUCAAGCGAUCUCUCACCCACCCACUCACCCACCACACACACAUAUGAAAUGAGAGAAAAAUAUCUAGACGUCUAUUACUAUAUAUGUAUUAAUAUGUUAAUAUCACUCUUUUGGAGAUAUUAAAAUGUUAUUACUUUACAGACUAUGCUUUAUAGUACCUGUGUGAAAGGACCUAGGACACUGGAUACGAAUAGAGCUAUGUUGAUAUAUCAUGGUAUGUACACAAGAACUUUCCUUUUGUCAUAUUAUCCUUGUAAUGUAAAAUGAUUGUUAAUAAAAAAAAAAAAAAGGCAUUUAAAUUUA
This is a messenger RNA of Zonotrichia albicollis (white-throated sparrow), 11719 nucleotides long. The record is from RefSeq and is a predicted model, not a curated record. Lineage: Eukaryota; Metazoa; Chordata; Aves; Passeriformes; Passerellidae.